Messenger RNA from Oldenlandia corymbosa var. corymbosa, 4067 nucleotides. The record is from the annotation of a GenBank genome assembly. Lineage: Eukaryota; Viridiplantae; Streptophyta; Magnoliopsida; Gentianales; Rubiaceae.
CGACGUGAGUCUCUGUAUUUUUUUUCUUGUGUGUGUGUGUGCGCGUGUGGGGAGAGUGAGACACAGACAACCUCACAGCCUGUAUGCUGCUCCAAAUCAAAAAAAAAAAAAAGGUUUUGGGUCUAAUUUAUUUUUUCCAUUUUCUCAUAAUUUAAUAGUAUAUGGAUCAUUCUGCCGGUUUUGUGUUGGUGGGUUCAGGAUGUUUUUCAAUUUCUUUGAUUUAGUCCACAAAAAAUAUAUAUUUGUCCUAUCUCAUAUGAAAGUUUUCAUUGCUAUAAACCAUGAAUUUACCGUCAUGAUUCAACAAUGUCAAAUGGGCCGUGAUCAAAAAAAGUGAAAAGUAAAAGAAAAAAUUCAAUCUUGGUAGUUAUUUUAACUUUAUAGUUUAUAUUCGUGACAAUUCCAUUUCAUUUCUGAGUUAGCCUCUGACUUGGGGUUUCGCGUGUGUGUGUGUGUGUUUUUUUUUUCAGAGGGAGGAAGGCGUUUCUUCUUGAAGUUCGUGUAAAAUUGACUUUUGGAUUGUAUGUUGAGUGGUGACAUUUGAGGGGGAAGGAAGAAAAGAAAAAGAGUUUCUCUGAGCUCUUGCAGUAUUGUGAAGAGACAUUAUUUACACAUAUAGCCCACAUCAUAGGAUUGCUUUAUUAGUAGUCUUCCGCAGUUCCACAUUUAUCUCUGCAUUUUCUGUACUAUUAUCUGUUGGCGCCGCUUGUGUUUGUCGCCCGUGCGAAUUUCCAUCAUCAGAAAACAGCCACAGAUCUCGAGGUCUCCAUAUUUUGUUACAAGGGAAAAGAAAAAAAAAAUUGAUCUUGAUGUUUCAAUAAGUUAAAGGGUCACUCUGUUUUGGUCUUUUGGAUAUACAGUAUUUCUUUGCUUCAUUCACAAAACUGAGGAGAAUUUGGAGGUGGGUUGAAUGCGGUGAAUCUGGAGAGGAGCAUUUUGGCUGCUAAAUUUUUGGUGUAUUUAAUUGAAAAAAAGGGUUGACCUUUGAGCAGUCUCGUACAGACUCCUUAACCGCUGGAGGAGUCGGUGAUUCUGUUUGAUUUUGCUGUUGGCCUUAGAAGGGGAAUCGAGGUAAAAAAAGGAGCAAUUUUUAAGUUUAUUUGAAUUUGAUCAAAGCCUUUGUGGUCAUUGUUUGAUUGGUUGGACUUCAUUUUUUUAUGAGCUUUUGUUACUCUGUGUUGUGUUGAGAAUCGAGAUCAAUGCAUUAUAAUAUUUGACUUUGAGUGACCAACUUCUGCUUUUGCUGAUUUUGUGGGAUUGGUAAAACUGGUACCUAGUACACAGACAGUUUCUCUUGUUGAUUUUGGUGCAGUAUUUUUAAUGUGUGGUUGCGUAUAAGGGGGUUGCAUUCUGUGGGUACACUGCAAACUGUUUUGCAUGAGUUUUUGAGGGAGACCCGGUCCGCAAUUUUGGGAUUGCAUAAGUACUUAAUGAGGGGUUUCUGUCAGUCUUGAAUUGCUGGAAAGUCAGAUGAGAAUUAGGAUUUGAUGUGGAAUUUUGGAUUGAGAACCAGUCAGCGAAAUGCUGGGUUUUGAUGAGAGGGAUGAGCUUUUCUUUGAUGCCGAAGAAUCCCUUUCAUCAGAGUCUAUUGUUAGUGCAGAAAAUAUAGUGAGUGAUACUCUUGGAUAUGGCAUUUGGUUGGAUGAACUAAAAAGUGUGAAGGAGAGAAGGGAAAGUUUUUUGGUCAAAAUGGGUUUGAUGGAGGUUUCAUCUUCAAAUGUUAUGGCACUUGAUGAGUCAGAGACUACCCAAAGGGUUGUGGAAUGUGGCGGAGCUGUAUCCAGUAGUUGUACAUCGUCUGUAGAGAAUUACAUAGGGAGUGAUUGUAGAGAAUCAAAUGGUGAAGCAAAUUGUAUGAUCGAGGAAUCAUCAUCUGAAUGUUCGGAUGAUUUAUUUAUUUGUACUGAAGGGGAUUCUAGCUCUAAUGGUGAGCUGGAAGAUAGUCAAGCUGGGGCACGGGCUAAGGAUUAUGGGCAUUGUGACCAGAAAAAGAAGAAAACUAGGGGUUGGUUAAAGGUUCUUAAGCACAAGAUGAAGAAUUGUAGAAGCAUUGAUGCUGCUGAGCCUGGGAAACCACGUGGUGAAGCAGGAAAAGUGACUCAGAUCAAAGUUGAACAGAAGAAGAAAAAGUUUAUGGAAUUUACUGCUGUUUAUGCUGGACAAGAAAUCAAUGGCCACAAAGGUUUGAUUUCAACAAUGAAGUUCAGUCCUGAUGGACAGUUUGUAGCAAGUGGGGGUGAAGAUGGGAUUGUCAGAAUUUGGAGUGUUUCUUUAACAGAAGCAGUAUGCAGUACUUCUGAUUGCAAUGUCAGAAACGACCAGACAAAGUCCAGCUCCAGUUUUAGGAAGAAGAGGUUAAUGAAUGCAUCUGUUAUUUUACCUAAGAAGGUUUUCCACAUCAACGAGUUGCCGCUGCAUGAGUUUCAUGGACACACUGCUGAUAUAUUGGACCUUGCUUGGUCCUCAUCCAAUCAAAUUUUAUCAGCAUCCAAGGACAACACUGUUCGUUUGUGGCAAGUUGGUUCUAAUGGAUGUCUUGGUGUUUUCCUCCACACAAAUUAUGUAACAUGCAUCCAGUUCAACCCAAUUGAUGAUCGUUACUUCAUUAGUGGUUCUAUUGAUGGAAAACUACGAAUUUGGGGAGUACCACAGAAGAGGGUUGUGGAUUGGGCUGAUACCAGGGAUGUAGUUUCAGCAGUAUGUUACCAACCAAAUGGAAAGGGUUUUGUAGCUGGAUGUGUAUCUGGUAUCUGCCAUUUCUAUGAAUUGCACGGCACUGAACCUUCACUGCAUGCAGAAAUGCAUAUUGGUGGUAGGAAAAAAUCCUCUGGCAACAGAAUCACAGGCAUUAAGUAUUUAGACAAUGACUCUCACCGGGUUAUGAUAACCUCUGAAGAUUCAAAAAUUCGUAUUCUUGAUGGGCUUGACAUUGUCCACAAAUAUCGAGGUCCAACAAAAUCUGGAAGCCAGACAUCUGCUUCGUUCACUUCAAGCGGACAACACAUAGUAUCUGUUGGCGAUGAUUCUCGUAUAUGCAUAUGGAACUAUGACAACCUGCAUGUCAAAUCAUCAAAAGCUAAAAAAUCAGCCCGCGCCUGUGAAUAUUUCUUCUCUCAUUGUGCAUCAGUUGCAAUUCCUUGGUCAGGAAUGGUAACAGAAAAAGAGGGUCAAUUAGACGAUUGCGCAUCUCCUGUCAACAUUUUGCAUCCAGCAGAUCGAGAUCAAGACCGUUUCUCCUUAACUAGCUGGUUUUCUAUGGAUAUAUCAUCCAAAGGCGCUGCAACAUGGCCUGCAGAGAAACUUCCGCUCUGGGAGGUACCGCGUUUAGAACAAAGCAACCUGAGUUUCAGAUCAUUGGACGAUAGCCUACCUGAGCAGCUGCAAAAAGAAAACAAUAACACCCGCAACUGCCAAAAAUUUUCGGCAACAUGGGGUACUGUCAUCGUAACAGCUGGUUGGGAUGGAAAAAUCAGGACAUUCCACAAUUUCGGGCUGCCCAUCAAAUCUUAGAAUCCUAAAAGGGAAACAUGAGAAGCUGAAUGUUACGCUUCCGCAGUUCCUUGUUUCAAGGAUCUACACAGAUGAUUAUGUCCGGAGAGAGGCCGAGUCUGAAUUAACAAUUGUGUUGCUCAAUACGCCAACAUCAUGGACUGGUUCUCUGCAAACAUCAGACUGGUUCUCUGCAAACUAUUGUGUUGCUCAAUACGCUAACGUCAUGGACUGGUUCUCUGCAAACAUCAGACUGAUUGGUCCCCAAGUUUAUACACUAUAACAGAUUCCUCUGAUCUGACAUCUGACAAUAGUUUUGUUAUUCAUGUUAUAUUGAUAGGCAUAUUGUCGGCAAGAUUAGCAGAUUAGAUCAUUUGCUAACUCUGGUUCAUAUUUAGUUGGACAGAAGAAAUUGUAAAGUAACAACAACAGUACAAAAUUAACACGGCAAAGGAUUUUUUUUUUUUCCCUCCCUCUGGCAGUGUUUUGAAGAAUCUCAAACAUCGAGAAUUUUCCUGGAAAAUGUGUACGUGUGGUUGUGAUCUCUUAAUCCUUUAACCUGUUCUGCCAAACCCAGC